Acanthoscelides obtectus is the source of this 834-nucleotide messenger RNA. Lineage: Eukaryota; Metazoa; Arthropoda; Insecta; Coleoptera; Chrysomelidae. The record is from the annotation of a GenBank genome assembly.
AUGAGUUGGGAUAACGAUAGUGUGAUACAAUUGAUUGAAGCAUAUAACGUGCAAUCUACCUGGUUUGCAUUACCACAUUUAGAAUUUCUUCUUGACAGAAAUAAACCUAGAGCUGUAAGACUAAAUACCGAAAAUGAGGCUGGCAAAAAUACGGAAGGUAAUGAUACUGUUGAUAAAGAACAUUUCGAGGACUCGGCAGAAUGUGAGAGCCAUGAGUCUGAAAGCCUAGCGUCUGGAAGCCAAAAACCUGGGGCCCAAGCAUCUGGAGGCCAAGAAUCUACGACCCAACCACCUGGAAGCCAAGAAUCUGCGACUCAAGCAUCUGGGGUCCAAACGCCAAGGACCCGACCGAAUUCAACAUUUAAAUCGCCAGCAUCUAAAAAACAAAACAAAAGACCACCGCCAAAUGACCCGAUCAUGCACGAAUCCUUGAAAUUGAUGAGGGCAUCAUCACAAGCAGCUACCUCUGCCGCUUCUGCCGUUUCAACUCAUUCUGCCGACCGAUACCAAAUAUAUGCCAAUUAUUUGGCAUCCAAAUUUCGAACAUACUUGCAAACAACCUUCCUUACCGUUGAACACCGUAUUAACCAAAUAUUGUAUUGCGCUGAUAGUGGACAAUACGAAUGUGUAAGUGGAUAUGGAGGAUAUCAAUCUACUCCUAAUAAUAAUCAUACGCCAAUGCAACCGCCAACCAAUCGUAAAUGGGAAGGUGAACAUGGAGGGUAUCAAUCCUCUAAUAGUGAUACGCCAAUACCGCCAAAUCAGGUUGAAACCAAUGAAAGUGACUCAAGAGACACCGAUGACUUCAGUGAUUUAAUAAGGUUUAAUUUAUGA